GCCCCGCAGAAAUAAAGGAAAACCCGUAGGCGGUGCCCUGCCAUCGCCUAAAACAUCCACCGAUUAAGAAAGAUCAACAAUCCUGAAUGGCAGCCUCAGAAACCAUGGACGAUAGCUUCAGAGCCCGAGUGGAGAAGAUUUUCGGAUCGUUGACUUCAUCUUCCUUGCAGCAACCCUCGUCUCUUCAAUCUACUCUUUGGUCUCUCACUGACGAUGAGGUCGAGAGAAGAGAAUGGAGGAGAGAAGACGCCGUAACACAUGACAGGGAUGAAAUACCGUGCUCUUCUGCUUUUGAUGAGUUGAAAAGAGAUCGGUGGAGGGCUUUUCGUAGAGAGCUCCAAUGUGAUCUCAAUGAUGAUGAUGAUGAUGAUGAUGAUCAUGAUGAGUCUAAUACGUUGAGUAGCAGAGGAGUGGGCACGUAUGGUGUGGAUGAAUGGGAUAUCAGAUCCUCCAUUGGCUUGGACCGUACUCUCGAUAAUGAGGAAGAGGAAGAUGAAUAUGAUAAAGUGGCUUCAGGAAGAGAAAAUGCUGGGGAGCGUCUUUAUAUGAAGAAUGUUGGUAAUCAAGAGUCUUAUUUGAACAUUCAUAAUGUACUUCCCAAGUCAUUACAUGGCACAAAAGACCCACGUGCUAAUCACAUGGCAGCAAAAAUUAGGCUGAGAGAAGAUGAAGCUGAAGCUCAAAAAUUGAAUUCUCACCAUGGUUGUGAUGCAGAAGUUAGAGAGCUCCAUCGGAAACCAUCUAAUGAAAGUGGCAGUCAAUUGAGAUCUAUAUUAAAAAGGAAAGACAACAAAUCAGAUUCCAAGUGGCAUAAACGUGUCAGGUUUGACCCUGGCUGUAAAACUGUAUGCAAGAAAGAAGCAUCCCAAAAAAUUCAAGCCAUUUCUGUGGGCAGUUCUUCACUGAACUGUAUGAUUUCAGACGAUGAACGCAUGUCAAGCCAGAACAGAUAUGGCAUUCCAGAUUAUUUACAGAAUCCAUUUAAAUAUACCAAUUACAGUUUUAAUUCAUCUAGUGAAGUUGAAGAGAAAUCCAGUACCCAGGCUUGCAUGGAUUUUGUUAAGUUGGUCAAAGAUCUAAAAUCCACAGGAUCAGGAUCAGAGUUGAAGGAUGCCUCAGCUGACCUUCCAAUUCCGAAGUCGGUGACUUUUGUUCCCAAGAAAAAGGCAGGUGAACUUAAAGCAGGUAAUUACAGCUGCAAGGUUAAGCAAGAUGAGGAAGAGGAUGGUAAUCAAUCCUUGCGGAAUACAAUCUUACCUGUUGGCAUUGCAGCUGGGGAAUCACAAGAGUCUGAAGCUGGUGUAGUGGAGGAAGAUGAAAGAGAAAGAAAUGACAUAAUCAAAAGUGAUGGUUCCCAAAAGGCUAGUCGCAAGUAUCGAACAAGGUCAGGCACAGAUGAAUCUGAUCCUUGACUCCCUGUGAAGUUCCUGUGAUUCUAAUCAUUAGACUUCUCUACUAAAAUCUCAUAAUAUUUUGUAAUUGCUGUGAUUGAAGCCUUCAGUAGUUUUUUCUCUUUUUGCCCUUAGAACAUGGUUGUGUGCAAAAUAGAAGCAUGCCUUCUCAUUUGGUUUAAUGCAUUUUAUGAAUGAUGAUGAAAUUCAGGUUUGAUAAUGCAGAA
Hevea brasiliensis (rubber tree) is the source of this 1618-nucleotide messenger RNA. RefSeq lists its product as uncharacterized. The record is from RefSeq and is a predicted model, not a curated record. Lineage: Eukaryota; Viridiplantae; Streptophyta; Magnoliopsida; Malpighiales; Euphorbiaceae. The transcript is spliced from 2 exons. The coding region runs from base 87 to 1412 and encodes 441 amino acids.